GAUGGCGGCAGGCGAUAGCGCGGCGGCGGCUGAGGGCAGCGCGGGGCCGGGGCCGGUGUCGUUCGCCUUCAGCCGCAGAGCGGAGCGGCGGCGGCCGCUGCCCGCGGGGCCCUGCGCGGAGCCCGGCGCCAGCGGCGACGCCGACAGCGACACCGACUUCCUGACGGCGGUGGAGGACCGGGAGCUGCUCAGUACGCGGCCGGCCCCGCCCCCCAAGAAGGAGCUGGUGAUCCCGCUGAUCCCCGCGCACCGCUGGAGGAACCCUGAGCCGCCCCGCGCCGGCAGCGGCCCCGCCCCCAGCGCAGACCCCGCCCCCAGCGCAGACCCCUCCCCCAACGCAGACCCCGCCCCCGGUGCGGACCCCUCCUCGGUGGAGGCGCAGGCGGUGCAGGAGCUGCUGCAGGAGGCGCGGCAGAGCCGGGAGCAGCCCGAGGGCGAGCAGGGAGCGCCCAUGGCCAUCGCCUUGCAGCUGCCUGAGAGAGACGUGGCCACGGGGGCACAGCCGACACCCCAGGACUACGAGGCCGUGCCCGUGGGGCAGUUCGGGCUGGCCAUGCUGCGGGGGAUGGGCUGGAGCCAGGGCCAGGGCAUCGGCCGCACCUUCCCCAGGGUGGUGCCCCCACUGGAGCAGAGGCCCCGCCCCCGGGGUUUGGGGCUGGGGGCUGAGGCUGUCCCCCCUGGCACCCCCCGAGCGGGGGAGGGACAGGGGGACCCUCCCCAGGGCCCGGGGCUGGGAGAGAGCGUCAGCAUCCAGAGCGGCCCCCACCGGGGGGUGACAGGACAGGUGGAGGCGCUGGAGCCCGAGCUGGGCCGGGCGCUGGUGCGGCUGGCGCUGGGGGGGCAGGUGGUGACGGUGCCGCUGCAUGGGCUGCGCGCGCUGAGCAGUGCCCCGGGCCGCCCCCCCCAGCAGGAGGAGGGGGUGCAGGGUGAAGCCCCCCCGCGGGGGGGGGGAGCAAGAGGAGGGAGCGACCCGAGAGCCCCAGGUGAGGGGGGUUACAGGGGUUACUGGGAGGUAAUUGGGGUUACUGGGAGGGUAACUGGGGUUAAUGGGAGCCGUGUGAAGCAGGCUCGCUGCGCCCCCCACUGGCUGCGGAGGGAUCUGCGCGUGCGCUGCGUGGACAGAGCAUUCCUGGGGGGGGGGGGCUUCUACAACUGCAAGAUGCAGAUCGAGGACCUGCUGGCCCCCGACACCUGCGUGUGCCGCACAGACGAUGGGCGCCUGGUGGAGGGGCUGCGUGAGGCGUCUCUGGAGACGGUGGUGCCGCGGGGCGGCUGCGAGCGCGUCAUGGUGGUGCUGGGGGAGCACACGGGGCAGGUGGGGCGGAUCCUGGAGCGGGACCCGGAGCGCGGGCGGGCGCUGGUGCAGCUGGGCCGGGCCGCGGCCCCGCAGGUGCUGUCGCUGCCCUACGACUCCAUCUGCCAUUACCUGGGGGGGGGCGACGACGACUGAGAGAGACCCCCGGGAACACCUCCCCGGCCCCCUGCCAGCUCCCAGGAUGGCAGCCGCGGCUUCAGCGCAAUAAAGGCUGGGAGGACGAGCA
Molecule: messenger RNA, 1541 nt
Organism: Oenanthe melanoleuca
Lineage: Eukaryota; Metazoa; Chordata; Aves; Passeriformes; Muscicapidae
Gene: GPKOW
Product: G-patch domain and KOW motifs
Exons: 11
Coding region: 2-1450 (482 amino acids)
Biological process (GO): mRNA splicing, via spliceosome
Cellular component (GO): spliceosomal complex
Molecular function (GO): nucleic acid binding
Source: RefSeq, a predicted model, not a curated record